CAUCCCCAGAAAGCAACUUUAUCUCAGGAUCAAACCGGGGAGCGAAAAAGACAAAAAUUUUUUCCCCUCCUCGAAGAAGAAGAAGAAAAACCCUAGCUUGUUUUGUUCUAGCCCUAUCAAAUUCACAGAGAGAGAGAGAGAGAGAGAGAGAGAGGAUGCUGUUUCAGGUGGGAGGCCAAGGGACGAGGCCCACCUUCUUCGAGGGCGGCAUGGCGGCAGCCCAGCAGCUCCCCUCCAGCCUCAGGGCCGCCCUCACCUACUCCCUCGGGGUAUUCGCCCUGAGAAGGCCCUUCCUCCACAAGGUGCUAGACUACGACGACGAGUUCUUUGCUUUGCUGAUGCUGGUGCUUGAAACUCAUAGCUUACGCACCACGGAUGCUUCAUUUUCGGAGUCACUAUAUGGUUUGCGUAGGAGAGCGGUGAAGGUCGGAUCAAGUCAAAACUCUGUGAAUCCUGAAUCUAAUGAAGUGUCACUUCAUUCCAGUUUAAGGAGGCGCCAAAAAGUUCUCUCAGUUGCAUUCUUGGUUAUUUUGCCUUACAUGAAGUCAAAGCUGAAUUCAAUCUAUAACAGAGAAAGGGAAGCAAGGCUUCAAGCAAGCCUUUGGGGUGAUGAUGACACAAGGUUAGAUGACACAGACUACUUCCUGGAUCAGGGUGAAAUUUCCGAUGCACGACUUGAACCUUCAAGUCGGGAAGGAUCAAGCAUAGCGCACAUCAAGAAGAAAAUUGUGGCAAUUAUUGGUGCUUGCUACCCUUGGAUUCAUGCAACAAAUGAAGGCUUAUCCUUUGCUUAUCAGCUACUGUAUCUGCUGGAUGCCACUGGUUUUUAUACUCCAGGACUUCAUGUUCUUGGAGUUCAUGUUUGUCGUGCAACAGGACAAGAAUUGAUGGAUACAUCUUCUAGAAUAUCAAGGAUUCGAACUCGCGAACGUGAAAGGUUACGUGGACCGCCAUGGUUAAAGGCAGUUCAGAGAGUACUACUCAGUUGUGUAUAUACUACAUUGGAUUAUGCUCAAACAGGUCUUAUUGCUGCCGUCUUCUUUUUCAAGAUGAUGGAGUGGUGGUACCAAUCUGCUGAAGAACGAAUGUCAGCUCCAACUGUUUACCCACCGCCACUGCCUCCACCUCCUCCAAAGGUCGCUGAAGAUGGAAUACCAUUGCCACCUGAUAAAACACUGUGCCCUCUUUGCUCGCAGAAACGAGCGAAUCCAUCAGUCGUCGCUGUUUCUGGUUUUGUUUUCUGCUAUGCUUGCAUAUUUAAAUAUGUUUCACAGCACAAACGAUGCCCUGUAACACUGACUCCUGCGACCGUUGAGCAGAUCAGGAGACUCUUCCAUGAUUUAUAGCGUCGCAUUUUGUGUUGCCUUGUUGAGGCUGCAAACAAGCAUUGAAAGCUGAAGGAGAAUGUUGAUCCAUAAUGUGUGACGAAAGAAAAUAAAUUAUACUUACAGAGGUGGUAGUACUUGUAACAUUAUGAAAAGGUGAAUAAUAAAAUUUGAAGAUUACUUUUUCUUUUUAUGUAAUGAGUUUACUUACAAUUUAUAUGCAAAUAGUUGGUCCAACUCAA
Messenger RNA from Asparagus officinalis (garden asparagus), 1567 nucleotides. Its product is annotated as peroxisome biogenesis protein 12. Gene Ontology annotation, molecular function: zinc ion binding; protein binding; ubiquitin-protein transferase activity. Gene Ontology annotation, biological process: protein monoubiquitination; protein import into peroxisome matrix. The record is from RefSeq and is a predicted model, not a curated record. NCBI's taxonomy places the organism in Eukaryota, Viridiplantae, Streptophyta, Magnoliopsida, Asparagales, Asparagaceae. Gene Ontology annotation, cellular component: peroxisomal importomer complex; peroxisomal membrane.